UAAAUAAAAGAGAAACAUGUGCUCUUUGAGGAAGCCGCGGUCGUAGCCGUUGCGGAUCUGUAGUCCGCAGGCUCCCGCUGCGGACUCACCGCUGUUCGCUCUUGCCGAGGAACAAGUCGGUCAGGAAGCCGCGCAGCAGCCAUGGCUUUUAAGGAUACCGGAAAAACACGCGUGGAGCCGCAGGUGGCGAUUCACCGGAUUCGAAUCACUCUAACCAGCCGCAGCGUGAAGUCGCUGGAGAAGGUGUGUGCUGACUUGAUCAGAGGAGCAAAGGAAAAGAAUCUGAAAGUGAAAGGACCGGCUCGAAUGCCGACGAAGACUUUGAGAAUCGCUACAAGAAAAGCACCUUGUGGUGAAGGCUCUAAAACAUGGGAUCGUUUCCGGAUGAGCAUCCGCAGCCCUUCUGAGACUGUUCAGCAGAUGGCUUCCUUCAGUACUGAGCCAGGAGUUGGGGUGGAAGUUACCGCUGCAGAUGCCUGAGUCAGUUACUUUAAUGAAUCGAUUACCAGUUGUUUAAAAAAAAAAAAAAAAAAAGAGAGAGAAACAUGUAUCCGGAUAAUAAGUAAUGAGGUUCUCAUGGUGAUAAAGAUGAAUUUAAAA
Messenger RNA from Saimiri boliviensis boliviensis (Bolivian squirrel monkey), 600 nucleotides. Lineage: Eukaryota; Metazoa; Chordata; Mammalia; Primates; Cebidae. The record is from RefSeq and is a predicted model, not a curated record.